Paramuricea clavata is the source of this 2211-nucleotide messenger RNA. Lineage: Eukaryota; Metazoa; Cnidaria; Anthozoa; Malacalcyonacea; Plexauridae. The record is from the annotation of a GenBank genome assembly.
AUGAUCAAUUUUUAUUCCUUGAUUUUCUCAGAGUCAGCCUGUGGCAAUGGUUUGAUAGAGGAUGGAGAAGGAUGUGACUGUGGUACACUAGAGGUGACUGAAAAAUUAAACUUAACUAUUCCUAGCCAUGUUUCCUAUUAACCAUGUUUCCAAGACAAACCAGGAAACACGCAUGGUUGAUGGUUUCCUAGCCAUGUUUUCCGAAGAUGAAAAAACAGGUAACAUUGUUUCAUGGUCAUGUUUCCCAACGGGGGGAAUCAAGAAACAAGGUUUCUUACCGGGACAUGAUUCCUGAAAGUGAAAAAACACGUUUCCUGGCCAUAUUAAUCAAAAGUGAAAUUGUAUAUAUAAUAUAGUGGAAUUCUAUGUAUAAUAUUUUGAAAUCUUUUACAGAACUGUGAACGUGCUAACAACACUUGCUGUAGUAACUGCCAGGUAAGGAAUGAAUAUAUAUACUGUUGUGUGCAGUAACUAGACAUGAAUGAUCUUGUAUUGGAAUAAUAUGGCAUGAAACUUGUGCAAAGAACGAUCUUAUUUGUAUUCUUAACUUUAUUAACCUACAUUUUGAUCUUGUUAAUCGAUUUUUUUUCAUUUCAGUUUAUCGCUAGAGGUACAGUUUGUCGUGAAGCAGUAAACUCGUGCGAUGUUCCGGAGUUUUGUGAUGGAACAAGCCAAGUUGUGAGUGUUAAAACAUAAUUUAUUUUGUGCAAGGUAUCCAAGAAACGUUUAACAGAUAUGAUUUUAAAACGAUCCGAAAUAGACCUUUUUCAUAAUGACGUCAAAAGCAGAUAAAUACGUCGGCUCCAGCUUACUCUCUAAAGGCCCGUUUACAACCAGCUUACUCUCUAAAUCAUUGAACUCUUAGGUUCAGAAUAUCAUAAUUCGUCUACUCGUUUCCAUGCUUCAGAAGAAGAAAAUCUCACUAGAAAUCGCUGCAAAAUUUACAAGUGUAAACGGGUUUUAAGGGUGAUGUGACACAGAUCGAACAAUUUUGAACAACAAUUUGCAAAUGCAAAUCGUUGCCGAGCGAAUCAAUAUAACAUCAUUUGCAUUGCCGUAUUGCCCUGUGUAACAUCGAAUUAAAUGUUUGUCCUAAGCAUGACAUUUAGCGAUGGUAACUUGUGGUUUUCAAUGUGGAGUCCAAUAAUUUGGUACAGAGUUAAUUUGCCUGGCGCAACCGAGAUGGUGUUUGGUUUGACGUACUAACACUAAAUUGCUAUUCUUUGUCAUAUUUUAGUGUCCUGCUGACCUGGUGACGGUGAAUGGCAUAUCCUGUGAUGUUGAACAGGUCAGAGAAGCAUCUUAUAUCUUUUGUUUUAUCUCAGUUAGACCUUUAUAUAUUGGUGCGUUCUGGGACAGCAGAUGGCACGUAACGUCAGAAACGUUAUUUUCAAUUCGCCAAUAACGUUUGUAAAUUUUUCUUCUACAGGGAUACUGUUACAGGGGAGAAUGUAGAACUCAUGAUAAUCAAUGUGAUCAAUUAUGGAUUGGUGGUAUGUAUCUGGUUUAACUAUUUUCUUUUUAAGCUUGAUGUGAUUUUUUAUGGUCCAUCCAUAAAACCUUUGCGCACUGGAUGACUCAAUGGUAUGGAGAACAUUGGGAUUUUCAAAACAAUGAAAAGGCGAUGGAACAUUUCCAUUAGCCCAUCGCAGCUGGUAGGCACGAAGAAUCUUGUCUUUUUUAAAAUACAAAAUGCAAGGAUCGUUCCGAUCUCUGGACCGUGACUAGAUGGCAUUAUUGUUAUGGCAAGAUUUAUGUUGUUCUUGUUGUUCGCCUUUAGGUUCAGCUUAAAAAUGCUGUUGUCUGCUUGUAUCUAGGUGCUUUCAAAGCGGAUGAGUCUUGUUACGAAGAUGGAAACAGAAAUGGUGAUGAAACUGGUUACUGCAAAAAACUGUCAGAAAAUAAAUAUAUGGCUUGUAAAAACAAGUAUGGUAAUGCUUAUACUGUUGAAUCCACUAGUUAAGAAGAGGGGGAAUGGAAUCAGAAAAAUACUAUUCUUUGGAAGAUUGGGAAAAUGUUGGUAAUCAUGGAUGAUUACCAACCUAAGCUAUUCGUACAACCCCCAUGACAUAAUGAGAAUACUGUAAUAUUCUUCAGGGACGUUCAGUGUGGUAAACUAAUGUGUAUUGGUAGCAGCACGAUAACACCAAAGGAUCUUGGCUAUGGUUUGAGCAGUACUAUUCUUUUUUUAAAUAAUGGACACGAAUGUCA